AUGAAUGAAAAGGCUAACUUUCAAAGGGGCAUAUCUAGAGCCCUAAAAAAUGAACUAAGUGAAGCGCAAGUAAAUCAAAGAAUUAAAAAUAUCAAUUUAACCAAGCGGUUAAUGUCAUAUGAAAGAUAUAUAUCUGCUGUUCCAAAAGAGGAGAGAAGAAAUGAUUUGAAAAAUGACUGGCAUCCAGAAACACCACGAAUUAACAAAAAUCUCAGCUUAUCUCAAUGGAAUAGGGAGAUGAAAAAAUGGAGGAAGCAAGUACAUGCUUGGGGUAAUAUGUCUGAGGAUGUUCACAAGUAUAUAUGUAAUUUAUCUGCUUCAGAAAAAUAUAUUUAUUUAUCAAAACUAAAAUUACCAGAUCUUAGUCAAGUAGAAAUUAAAAAUUUGAAAAAAAAAAAUGAAGAAUUUUCAAAUAGGACAUUAAAAAAUCUUCUACAAAUAGGUGAUAAUAAUCAUCAGGAUCAAAAUACCAGUGAUCAAAUAAUCGAUAAACCGCUUUUUUUUUUACCUCAAAAUUUUAAUGGGACAAUAUUAAACAACGAAUUUAUUAUUAUUAAACGAAAUUGGUUAGAGGAAUCCCUUUUUUCUUUAAAGUGUGCAUAUGAAGAAAAAUAUGACUCUUUAUAUGAAAAAUAUUAUUCCCUAUAUUUCAUGUCGAACAGUUGUAAUACUAGUAAGGAAAAAGAACAAUCGAAAAACAACGAUAUUGUCAUUUAUGCAAAAGGGAUGAAAGGUGUAACAACUACUGCCAUAAUACACCAAUACUUUGAGAGGAAAAAGGAGGAAGCUUCUCAAUAUUUAAAUCCAUUGUGCAUGAAGUCUAAGAUUAAACAUUGUUAUGAUAGGGGAAAGACGAGGAAAAGGUUUUAG
Plasmodium gonderi is the source of this 870-nucleotide messenger RNA. RefSeq lists its product as hypothetical. Gene Ontology annotation, molecular function: histone pre-mRNA stem-loop binding; mRNA binding. The coding region runs from base 1 to 870 and encodes 289 amino acids. The transcript has a single exon. Gene Ontology annotation, cellular component: cytoplasm; histone pre-mRNA 3'end processing complex. NCBI's taxonomy places the organism in Eukaryota, Apicomplexa, Aconoidasida, Haemosporida, Plasmodiidae. Gene Ontology annotation, biological process: mRNA transport; mRNA 3'-end processing by stem-loop binding and cleavage. The record is from RefSeq and is a predicted model, not a curated record.